This is a messenger RNA of Armigeres subalbatus, 4823 nucleotides long. It is a transcript of the gene Ric, whose product is annotated as GTP-binding protein Rit2. The transcript has 4 exons. Gene Ontology annotation, biological process: Ras protein signal transduction. NCBI's taxonomy places the organism in Eukaryota, Metazoa, Arthropoda, Insecta, Diptera, Culicidae. The record is from RefSeq and is a predicted model, not a curated record. Gene Ontology annotation, cellular component: plasma membrane. Gene Ontology annotation, molecular function: GTPase activity; GTP binding; calmodulin binding. Bases 371 to 1135 code for a protein of 254 amino acids.
CGUGAGCAGAGUAGAGUAGACAGACGGCUGCAGAAGACUACGGAGGUGUAGACAAAACUAAUCAACCUUCGCCAACGAGAGUGUUUGUACGCGUGAAGGUGAAAAACGCAGCGGAACCUUUUCUGGCUGCUGUGCAAUAUGUUGCUUUCAUCGGAAAAUGUGUGCCCUUCAAAACGGAAGUGAAUUUUCCGCCGCAAUACGGACAGUUGCGUGCCAGCAGUGGUGCCCCAGACGGAAUCUGACAGUGUAAGAGUCGCGGUUCCCGUUAAUUCCCGAUGCGUAGGGAGUGUACGUGUUCCCCCGAGUGAAGAAGCGAAGAAAAAAGUGUUCUAGGUGAAGGCGAUCCAUCCCGAGGCGUGGACCAACCAUAAUGGCAGGAGAUUUCUCGGGCUGUACGGCUCGCAAAAAGAACCGUGCCCAAUCGAUUGAGUACAAUCCGGCCAAGCUGGACAAUGGCGAAACGUCGAAGCAACAGACGAAUCCGCUGACCACCCGGAGCGGGCUGCGGGUCUACAAGAUCGUCAUACUGGGCGAUGGGGGCGUAGGAAAGUCAGCCGUCACGCUCCAGUUUGUGAGUCACAGUUUUUUGGACUACCACGACCCGACCAUCGAGGACUCGUACCAGCAGCAGGCCGUCAUCGACGGCGAGGCAGCCCUGCUGGACAUACUGGACACCGCCGGCCAGGUGGAGUUCACCGCCAUGCGGGACCAGUAUAUGCGAUGCGGCGAGGGUUUUAUCAUCUGCUACUCGGUGACGGAUCGGCACAGCUUCCAGGAGGCGUCCGAGUAUAGGAAGCUGAUUGCGCGAGUGCGGCUCACCGAGGACAUUCCGUUGGUGCUGGUGGCCAACAAGCUGGAUUUGCAGUCGCAACGGAAGGUUUCAACUGAGGAAGGCAAAACAUUGGCUAAACAGUUUGGAUGUCCUUUCUAUGAAACAUCAGCUGCCCUGCGACACUAUAUCGAUGAGGCGUUCUUCUCACUGGUUCGUGAGAUACGCCGAAAGGAAGAACAAAGGGAUCUCAACGGCGGUUCCAGUUCCGAGAAGCUGCACUCCCGACGACGCAGCCGCUGGUGGCGAUUGCGAUCCAUCUUUGCGUUGGUUUUCCGACGCCGCCGAAACCACAUCGGGAACUAAGAAACGAAACCAAAAUCCGAAUCUAAGUUAAUCUCGGCGGAGCUAACCAAAGUAACAGACAAAAAGCUGAGACCGCGUGCAACGUUCGAAUAGAUUUCAAUCUACAUUCACAUUAGUGGACGCUUCUGCUUCCGGGAAGGAAUUGAAAAUUGACACCUUAUCAAACAUAAUAUAUAUUAUAUACAAUUAGGUUAUCACUGGAGAAAAUAUGGAAAAGAGCACGCACAUAUGCAAAGCGGAACGAAAAUGCGACCAAAAAUUAAAUUUAUAUUGAGGUAAACGACUCACAUGAUCGUAGUUGUUGAGUAUUUUGGCUAAGCUAUUUAGUGAAAAAAAAUCAAGCAUCGAGUAUGUUCAAUGGCUGUAUGUGUAUAUAAAAGGAGAACUAUCAAACACACCUGUUUAUUAAGUGGGGUUCUCUUCUUUGAGUGGCUAGUUUCCUCUCGGUUUUCGUUAUAGACUAUCAUCCGUAACAUUAUUUGUUGAGUUUAUUUCAGCACAAGUUAUGGCCUCACAAUGUUCCAUUGCAUAAAUACAGCCGAAAUUUCGAAUGUCCAAACCACAUGAAAAAUUGGUUUGUGCUUAAUUUUUAAGCAUUUAUGUUGUGUUUUUGCUGACUCAAGACUUUGUAAAGUUCCGUUCCUCAAAUAUCUUUUUUUUGUGAGUGAUUCACUUACAGAAGGAGGAAUCUAGCCAGUUUGUAGCGUUUUUCAUUGAUGUAGUUCCCAUAUUGUUAAGAGUUGAGAUUUGCAGCAGCAUUUACUGCCCGGAAGAAACUUCCUUUUAAUGUUUAUUUCGUUGGAUUAUAAGAUGAAAAGAUCGCAUGUAUUAACGUAGGCUAACACCAGAGUAGGAGAAAAAGUUUAAUAAGUAUAUAGUUAAUAAGUUCUAAGUCUUCUGAUUUUGAAACAGUAUUUAUAUGCAUUUAUAAAUUAUUUAUUUAUAUCCUCAUCGAAGUUUUACAACUAACUAAUCUGUGAUUUCCAACGAUUUUAUUAUUAUUUCAUUAGAAAUAUACUACUGAGUAGAUCUAGAUUUCGUCCCUUCCGCAUCUAUGUUCUAAUUUAUUUCCAGUUGCGUAACGGGUAUUCAAAAAGUAACAACCAUACCAAUGCAUUUUGCAGUGUACAUUAAUUAUAGAAACACAGUAAAAUAAUCAAACAGGGUUCCAAAAUAGAAACGUAAAUAAACUACCAAAUACAGAAACCAAACAGAUACCAAAUUCAUAAGCUAGGUCAUCGCUGCCAUGUGAUAACACUGAUGAACAGGAAGCGUAUGAUAUCUACAUCUUAUAGAAACACUGGAUCCAAUAUCCAAAAUCAAUGAAGUAUUACGAACCGGAAUCGUCUUUAAGUACUCCGAAGAUUAGUAAAAAUGAUCGACUCUCAAUGGAAAAAACAGUCCUACUAUGUAGUGUUUGCUAAAAUAUGUCAAUGCUAGAAGCUGUCGUAUCUUCAAUGUCAUCGUAGAGGACCAUCCAGAUCUGCCAGAUUUUAGCCUUUUCCGUUGUAAUGCGCUCGAUCUAUAACUUGGCAGAGAUUAAGAUAUUGCAUCUAUCUAUGAUUUCGAUUUCGGUAACAAUUUGAUUCUAUCUGACACUAAAUUGGCAUUUUUCUCAAGUAGAUAGUUCGUGAUGGAUCAUCAGCAUUUUGAUAUUUUACGAAACUGUCAACUGAUAUGCUUCGGUCCCUUUGAUGAUUUCCGUUAAGAAUAAGCCUCUCGGAAUCCAAAACUAAUUGCACUCGCGUUGUUAAGAGCACCGCAUUCAAAACGGAAGCUACGCAUAACUGUCAUUUUCAUUAUUCCACGCAUGCUGUGGCGCAGGAAAUGACAGUUGUGCGUGGCUCCCGUUUUGAAUUGGGUGCCCUUGAAAACGCGAGUGUUUUUAGUUUUGGAUUCCAGGUGGCUUGUUCUUAAAUAAACGAUAUAAGGAUAAAAUAUUUAAUAUCCUACAACUUCAUGGUUGCUUUGAUGGUUAACUUUAAUUGUAAAAUGGUUGCUUUGAUGCAUAUAGGGUAAGACGGUAUAAUAUGCCCCCCCUAAGGCAACUCCUUGAUAACUUAUUAUUUCUCAACGCAAUUUAUGCAAACUUUGUGUUAUUUGGUAGUGCAGGAAGUCACAAAUGCAAUGCCCGUGAGUAGUCACAUAAAAAUAUUACAGAUAACACGUAAUAAAGCUUUUUUGAAAAGUCGUGAAAAAUGAAAUUUAAAAAGUGCCUGGGCAAUACGCCCCACCUCAACCAAAAUCAUUUAAUAGCCCUUCAUUAGUAUUUUAUCAAUCCCAUAAUAAAAAGGCUACAAAUCCUUAUGCGCUUGACAUUAAAAAACCACCAUAGGUCCAUCCAAGCAGGUAUGAAUUACAUUUCAAUAUUUUCCAUACAAUUUGGAAGCAACUGUUGCAGGCUCGCCGCGCUUGUGUCCAGUUGGUAAGGGCAUAUCGUCCUGCCUACACUGGGGCGUUUUGGCCAGUGAAACAUGUUUUCGAAAAUCGUUGCAUUUUUGAAGAUGGAAGCAAUUUUAUAUCAUAUUAACCACUGAGAAAAGUAAUUUUGUUGCCCAACUGAGUGUUCCAGUGCAAGUUUUGCGGACAGUAUGCCAGAGUCGCUCCAGAAUGUUCAGUAAACAAACAUUAAAAGUUACAUCAAAACUGUGACUUUUUGUAUUUUGCAAAUAUUUUCAUUAAGUAAUACAAAAAUAUUCCCAUAUUCACAUAGGAUGAUGGUUUUACAAAUAUUUAUAGGUAUCAACUGAAUUUGACCCUUAGUUAGUUAUAGUUUUCUAGAAAUCAAAGGGGGGCGUUUUGGCCAGGUGGGGCGCAUUAUACCGUCUUACCCUAAUUUAAAUCAUCGCACAAAACAUUCCUGACCACGGUCCUCCAGUCCUUCUGUUCUUCCUACUGAGAACAAUGUAAUUAAUUUGCAAUGGUUUCCGAAAUCGUAUAAUACAGCAUUCAGUAUAAUCUCGAAUAAUUUCAAUCGAACUCAUCGAAAUUUAAUGUAGAUAAGGAUAUGAAGAGUAUAGUAGACCAAUAGAACAAUUCAACCCAUAGAGUGUACUAACACACUGAAAUGUAUUGCCGAGUUAUGUAAAACUCACCAUAAGCAAUAAAGCAAGGAUCAACUCAUAGCUAAUCUUGAGAAUCAAUUUGUUGUUAUACACGUAUAGAGGUGGAAGUGAUUUCGAACAGCUUUACUUCACAUUGCUUCCAAAAUAUCCGUUACAUCCCAAUGUGUGUGCAAAAUCAACCAACAAGCAUAAUGCAGCAAUAUUAUAUACCACUAAGAACUGUCGUUCCGCCAAAAACAAACAGAAAACAGGAAACAAUAUAAACAUGUUUUACUCCUCAUAGUUGUUAGCAAGAAACCAAAAAUACUAAGGGAAAGUCUAGUCUCACCAAAACCUCAAAGUCCGUUCAGUGCAAAUUACUAAAUUGUUUUGACUUCAAAUAAAAUGACAAUAAUUCUUGCGUCUUGACUACCAACAGUGUUCCGUUCCUUAGUUCCAUACCAUUAAAUCUAUAUAAAAAAUACCGCCGACGAUUCUAACCGGAACACCUUUUUGAUUUUCAUCGCUUGGUACCUCUCCCAGAGAAAGUCCUGCUUUCGUAAGUUUUCAACGAAGUCACAAUCAGUUAAUGAUAAGGCACCAAUUUAGAUUCAUAGCUUAUCUAAAUUUAAAAAAAAAUAAAA